AUGGCCCCAACCACCUCUGAUGCUAGUGCUUCCCCGCUCACCAUGAAGCUGCUGGUGGACACCAAGGUCGGCCGCGUGCUUUAUGCGGAGGCAGGCAAGGACGUCGUCGACUUCCUCUUCUCCCUCCUCACCUUGCCCGUCGCCACGGUCGUCAAGAUCCUGAGCCAGGACGCCAUGGUCGGCUCCAUCGGCAACCUCUACCGCAGCGUCGAGACGCUUGACGACACCUACGUCCGCUCCGGCGACGCCAGGGCCGCGCUGCUCGCGCCGGCCGGAGGUUACGAUGGCGGCAAGCUGCUCCAGCUGCCAGAGGCAGUGGAGUCCUCUACUGAAUUUUACCGGUGCUGCUACAACAACUAUACCGAGUGCUGGACACACAUGUCUAAGGUGAGCGGCACGCGUUGUAAGCAUAGCAGCUGCAGCGGCAAGAUGACCACGAAGAUGAUCGUCGUUGCCGUGGAUUCGAGCCGUGCUUCUGGUGGAGAGGCAGCGGCGGCGGCAGCCCAGUCAGGUCAUGCAGGCAAGGGGUUCGUGCAGGGCGUGGUGACGUACACGGUGAUGGACGACCUGAAGGUGGCGCCCAUGUCCACCAUCUCCGGCAUCACCCUGCUCAACACCUUCGGCGUCACCGACAUCGGCACGCUCCAGGAGAUGACCGUCCAGCUGGGCUACGACGAGGGUUUGGAGAUUCUGAAGGCGUCGUUGAACAAGUCCAAGACUGUGCUGACUGACGUUUUCCUGACCAAGAAGAAGAAGGGGGCGCGAACAUCCGGCGACAAGAACGCCGGUACUAGUCAACAGCAGCAAGAGAAGAGAGCGCGGACUGAUCAAGCGGCGGGAAAAGGGUUGGCUAUUGAAUAA
Panicum virgatum (switchgrass) is the source of this 861-nucleotide messenger RNA. RefSeq lists its product as uncharacterized. NCBI's taxonomy places the organism in Eukaryota, Viridiplantae, Streptophyta, Magnoliopsida, Poales, Poaceae. The coding region runs from base 1 to 861 and encodes 286 amino acids. The transcript has 2 exons. The record is from RefSeq and is a predicted model, not a curated record.